Molecule: messenger RNA, 1398 nt
Organism: Budorcas taxicolor (takin)
Lineage: Eukaryota; Metazoa; Chordata; Mammalia; Artiodactyla; Bovidae
Gene: CHRM2
Product: cholinergic receptor muscarinic 2
Exons: 1
Coding region: 1-1398 (465 amino acids)
Biological process (GO): regulation of heart contraction; adenylate cyclase-activating adrenergic receptor signaling pathway
Cellular component (GO): plasma membrane
Molecular function (GO): G protein-coupled acetylcholine receptor activity
Source: RefSeq, a predicted model, not a curated record
AUGAAUAACUCAACAAACUCCUCUAACAAUGUGGCUCUGACCAGUCCUUAUAAGACAUUUGAAGUGGUUUUUAUUGUCCUUGUGGCUGGGUCCCUCAGUUUGGUGACCAUUAUUGGGAACAUCCUGGUCAUGGUCUCCAUUAAAGUCAAUCGCCACCUCCAGACCGUCAACAAUUACUUUUUGUUCAGCUUGGCCUGUGCUGACCUCAUCAUUGGUGUUUUCUCCAUGAACUUGUAUACCCUUUACACUGUGAUUGGCUACUGGCCUUUGGGACCUGUGGUGUGUGACCUUUGGCUUGCCCUGGACUACGUGGUCAGCAAUGCCUCAGUAAUGAAUCUGCUCAUCAUCAGCUUCGACAGAUACUUCUGCGUCACGAAACCACUCACUUAUCCCGUCAAGCGGACCACAAAAAUGGCAGGUAUGAUGAUCGCAGCUGCCUGGGUCCUCUCCUUUAUCCUCUGGGCUCCAGCCAUUCUCUUCUGGCAGUUCAUCGUAGGGGUGAGAACUGUGGAGGAUGGGGAAUGCUACAUCCAGUUUUUUUCCAAUGCGGCUGUCACCUUUGGCACGGCCAUUGCAGCCUUCUAUUUGCCUGUGAUCAUCAUGACUGUGUUAUACUGGCACAUAUCCCGCGCCAGUAAGAGUAGGAUCAAGAAGGACAAGAAGGAGCCUGUGGCCAACCAAGAUCCAGUUUCUCCAAGUCUGGUUCAAGGAAGGAUAGUGAAGCCAAACAACAACAACAUGCCUGGGAGUGAUGAUGGCUUGGAGCACAACAAAAUCCAGAAUGGCAAAACUCCUAGAGAUGCUGUAACUGAAAACUGUGUCCAGGGGGAGGAGAAAGAGAGCUCCAAUGAUUCCACCUCAGUCAGUGCUGUUGCCUCUAAUAUGAGAGAUGAUGAAAUAACCCAGGACGAAAACACAGUUUCCACUUCUGUGGGCCAUUCCAAAGAUGAGAACUCAAAGCAAACGUGCAUCAAAAUUGUCACCAAGACCCCAAAAGGUGACUCAUGUACCCCAACUAAUACCGCCGUGGAGCUAGUUGGUUCUUCCGGUCAGAAUGGAGAUGAAAAACAGAACAUCGUUGCUCGCAAGAUUGUGAAAAUGACUAAGCAGCCUGCCAAAAAGAAGCCUCCUCCCUCCCGGGAAAAGAAGGUGACCAGGACGAUCUUGGCUAUUCUGUUGGCUUUCAUCAUCACUUGGGCCCCAUACAAUGUCAUGGUGCUCAUUAACACCUUUUGUGCACCCUGCAUCCCCAACACAGUGUGGACAAUUGGUUAUUGGCUCUGUUACAUCAAUAGCACUAUCAACCCUGCCUGCUAUGCCCUUUGUAAUGCCACCUUCAAGAAGACCUUUAAACACCUUCUCAUGUGUCAUUAUAAGAACAUAGGCGCUACAAGGUAA